Messenger RNA from Centropristis striata (black sea bass), 5190 nucleotides. It is a transcript of the gene rpz4, whose product is annotated as rapunzel 4. The record is from RefSeq and is a predicted model, not a curated record. The transcript has 3 exons. The coding region runs from base 2296 to 3468 and encodes 390 amino acids. Lineage: Eukaryota; Metazoa; Chordata; Actinopteri; Perciformes; Serranidae.
UGCCCCGAGGCGCUAAUAAAAGUAUAAAAUAUAAAUUGCUUGAUAAACAUCAGUGAUGUAUGCUUAGUGUCGGUCAAUUUUUUUGGAUUUAAAAAAAUAAUAAAUUCAUAAAAAUAAAUUAACAACCUCAAAGUUGCACUUGAGCACAGUACAAUACAAGUAAAUAUAUUUACAUUUGACCAGUGUGUGACACUGAAUGUACCUGGGAAUAUUUCUAAAACCAAGACUUGUUUUUCUGGUCUGCAUGCCUGGAUGCAUCUCCAGCUCUCUGCCUCUGAAAAUGUGAUUUCUUCAAACACUUUUAUGUUUGAUUUGUGUGAUUUGUGCUUCACAUGCACUCAGACUGCAGUUUCUCAACCCCUGGGACCCUGAGAGAGAGUGGAAGAAAACAGGCAUUACUUGUUCAGCUCGGUCAAAUCAAAUAAGAUACAGUUACUGUAAAUGCUCUGCUGGAAUUUCAUGUACUUUGUUGUUUCUGUUCUCAGGUCUUACAAGUAUGUUUAUGCAGAUAUUACAGAGCUGUAUAUAUAACAGUUUAUUCAAAUGAUGCUUUGCAGGAAGAGCUCAACAAUUUGGAAAAAAAAAAUGUGCUGUCUUCUACCUUGUCUUCUACCUCCUGUUGGGAAAAGUCGGAGUUCCAACUUUUGAACUUGACUUUGUGAAGGAGUCACACAAGGAUGGCAGCACCCAUGAUAGUGCACAUUAUAAAAGGCAACUUAAAGUAUAUUUACCUGUAUUUAAUUAAAUAUAUACAUACACUGUAAAAAAUGUUUGUAGAAAUUACAGUAAAUCACUGUCAAAUUGCGUCAAAAAAAGGGCAUAAAAUUAAAAAUUGAAUAUCACCAUAGUAGACAAUUUUAAUGACCGUAAAUCAAGGAAUAGAACAAAUUUCUAAACUGUAGAAAACCUGUUUUUUCAUGUAAAAUUAAAGAAGAAAUACAAAAAUGUCACAAGGACAUAAUUACCAUAAAAGUCAGUCUAAAUAAGAAUAUUUUUUUUGCUGAUGUUUACAUUUGAAUUGACAGUAUAAAACCCACUCACCGUAUUUUUUACGGUGAAAUUCUGGCAAAUUAAUAAGAUUUUUUUUACAGUGUACUAUUAUGCAGUAAAACCUAUUUUAUCAACUUCAAGUCUAGUUUUCAGUUUUUCUAGCUAGGCUUUCGAUUCCAAAUUUCCUGAUAUAUUUCUUCGGUGUCCAGACUCUUAUUUGCAUUUUGGCCUUUGCUGCAUUCGUCAUAUUAAUAAAUGUUCAUUAUGGCCUUUAGUCAUGUUGAUAAGCUAAUUUAGACUUAAAUAGUUAGGUAGUUUUUAUCUUUAAUGUUAGGCUCAAAAUAAGUUUUGCGGCUACAUUCCGACAUUUUUUCUCUUUUUUUGGCCACUUAUAGCUCUUUUGUUAGUAAAGGUUGCAGAACCCUGAUAUAAAACAAUCUCAGUGGGUCCAUUCUGCAUAAUGAGUAUGUUUACUUUUGAUACUUCAAUAGGUUUUGAAUGCAGGACUUUUACUUGUAGUGGAGUAAUUCCAUAGUGUGGAAUUAGUACUUUUACUGCAGUAAGGGAUCUGAAUACUUCUUCCACCACUGCAGACAUCAUUGUUCAGAUCUGUACGUUAAUGCAUCAGGCUGAGAAAUGAGUCUCACUAAGCACCACAGAGCAGCAGACCUCAACAGGGAGACGAACAAGCUGACAGAUUAUUUUCAAUUGUCUUGUUGCUGUGGUAACCUGCUGAGUUUCACUGGAAAACGCACCCUUGCCCAGCAAGUUUAACCUCUUACACUUAAUCACUUCCCACGCCUGCUGCUCUGUUAUUGACUGGGCUGAGGGAGAAACCCUGCUGCUUCUCCUUCAGCCAGAGUUUGACAAUACACUAAACAUGAACAGCUCUCUGAAGGCAGGAAACCUGAAUUUAAACAGUCAGCGAAUAACUGUUGACUGUUUCGUCACUUUGUAUCAAAAUCUGAUUUCCACCCAAAUUACACAUUUCCAGUUUUGCAGAAGGACAAGUCCCAACAUGCCCUGAAAAUCCAUCUGCUCUCAAACAGUCAACUUUUUCUCUGUUUCCUGGCUUUUGGGAGGAGCUGUUUGUGUUAAAUUAGAUUUUCCAAUGGACAUCUUUUCUAAGUGCCAAGACAGGAAUUAGGUUCGUUCAUAUCAACAAUCAAACAGCAGCACUGAGAACUUGAUGAUUCACAGGCAAGUGAAAAUUUUUUGCUGUGUUGAAAGAGCAGAGAGGGAGCAGGCCGCAGUCCAACAGCAGGAAAACAACCUCUCUUAUCAGUCUAACAGACGUCGGCAAAGAUGGCCAGCCUGCAGAAGCUUGUGGCGGAGAGGAAGGACAUGGUGGAGACGGUGAUGGAGGUGUUUGAACAGGGAGCCGAGGUGGUGGCCAGUAUCGCAGGUGACCUGUUCCCCAUCUUCUCCAUCGCCGCUCCGAUCGUUAAACUGGCUCUGGACAACGUGGAAAGCAAAGAGGCUGUGUUCAUGAAGGAGCAGUUCCAGAAGGUGCGGGAUCGUCUGGAGGUGGUGUCUGAGGAGAUUCAGCGGAUCAACGACGAGAUCAAGAAGAGCGGACUGGACGCUGUGUAUUUCCCGGUGGAGGAGAACAUCACUAACCAGUUCAGGAAGUACAUGGACAUCCUCAAUGCCAAACCCAAGUUCCGGGAGGUCAAGAAGAAGCUUUUCCUGGACCAUUUCGCCAAAACUGGAGGUGACAAAAACCUCAACACUCUGUACAACUCUGUGACGGGAGACAACUUCUCUGGGGAAUCUGUGCUGGAGAUCACGUUGAACUACGAGGAGAAGAGUCGGCGGCCGGUGGAGGACUUCUGUGCCCGGCUGAAGAAGCUCUUCUGCAUCGGGCUGAUCGCGCUGCUGGGCCACGCCGCUCUGAAGGGCUACGAUGAGGAGGACGCGCUUCUGAAAGACUGGGGUGAGAAGAUGAAGACCGUCCAGGAAAAGAUGAACAAUGUCAUUGAAGACUGUAUCACCAGCUUCCCCAUGCAGGCCGAGAUGGAUUCCCGUCGACUUGUGAGAGACGAGACCAACCUGACCAACCAGCAGCUGGCUGAUGCUCUCAUAGAGAAACUGAAGAAGAAGUAUGACUGGGUGGGCUGGUCCGUGCGAGUAUUCCGGUCCCCUUCAGGCCUGUUCGCCAACAAGAAGGAUUACCACUGCCCAACAGGAAGGAGCCGCUUCCAGGUGCCUUCAUCGGACGAGAAACUCAACGUCUGGGUGUCCUACAGCUCCUCGGCCGAGCCCGUCGACAAGAACCGCAUCCAGCAGCUGAUCCAGAGCCAGAAGAGGCUCUCGGUGGUGGGAGUGGCAGAGACCCUGUUCGAGAAGCUUCCCGGCGCCUGCGUGGUCCACACGGUCAAAACCAGCAGAGACCUGGGCUGCUCCUGGAGCUUCACAGAUGAGCUCCACUACUGGGACGAGCACAAGAACUUCUUCGUCUGCGUUCACUCGGCUUAAAAACUCUCUUAAGUCCCUCAAAUCUGGAGUCUGUCUGUCUGUUGCUGCCUCUCAACAUGACGUGUGUCUUUAAGCCUCUUUAACAGAUUGUUUCUCUUUUUUCUAAGAGUGGUUAGUGCAGUGCAUCAUGCUCAUUUUAUUUAUACAGGGCAAUAUAAGAAAUCCCAACAUGCCUCUUUUACAGUCUCUGCAGCACAAUGUGACACUUUAUAUUGAUUCAGAUAAGGAACAAAACCUUUAACCUUUUAUAGGAGAUAGAAUAGAUGUUAUGUGUGCACACUUCUUCAAGAAAGUCAGAUAAAAUAGAUUUUUUUACGAAGAAUAUAUAUAUUUUUUAAUAAGAGCUCACCCCCUUUUUUUAGGCCAGGGGUCUGAAACCUGCGGCUCCGGAGCCACAUGUGGCUCUUAAGGCCAUGCAGUGGCUCCAUGUGGCUGUGACAAAAACAAAAAUAAAAACAUAUAUACAAGUUGAUUUUCAUUUAUCAUUGGUGUAGGCCCAAAGCAAUUUGUAUUCUUCAAUUGUAAAAAUGUGAAGCUUAUAUAGGCAAUAAAGCAUUUUUUAAAAACAUAUUAGUCAGCUAAAAUGUGCAUCAUAGCUUACAAAAAUCUUAAAAAGCUUUAACCUAUAAAUUUGCCAAGUCUAGUUUUGAGGUCUAGCUUUUAAUUCCAAACUCCAAAAUCAUAUUAAUAAGUGUUCAUUUUGACCAAUUAGUCAUGUUGGUAGACUAAUUUAGACUCAGGAGACGAUUUUAUUUUUAUUCAAAAUAAGGUUUGCGGCUUGAUUCCGUCAUUUUUCUCUUAUUUUGGCCAACAAUGGCUCUUUUGUUGGUAAAGGUUGCCGACCCCUGGUUUAGGCUGUAUCACAUCUCCUCUUUUUUUUUAGGAAACUUCAUUCAACGUGAUAAUCUACAAGUUGACAAUGAUGAGAAAUUCUGCUAAAUGAUCUACGACUAUUUUCUCUUCCGCAGCUUUAAAUUUCAGGAGGUCGUGGUUGUUUUAGGGAAAGUUGUUGAUUGAGAAUGCGGCUGUCAUACAGAGAUUAUGUGCUGCUGCUGGUGAGCAGUGACCUCGCCCUGCGGAGGACGAAACAACCAAAGCCAUGAGAGAGAAAACGUCUCCACACAUUUACAGUUUCUAACACAAACUAGAAAGCUGCUGUACUGCACGAGACAAGCUGUCGUAGCCAUGAAACUUUAUUUACCUGCCACGAACAUGCUGAGGCGUAGUCACGGCAACACUUUGUUUACAUACAGAUGCCUGACAUAUCUGCUCCUGUGUCACGUCUUUACCUGCGUGGUUGUGCAACACAGUGGAAAGUUGUGCCUGCUCAAAGGUGGAAGAUUUACCUUUACAGAGGUGGGAUUUUGGAGGAUAUAAAUUGUGGGUUUGGGAUCUUUUAUUUUUUGAGAUUUUGAUCAAAUUGUGUAUAAUCUGAACACUAUGGGAAGACGCCACUGACUGUUUUAUAUCAUUUGUUUUAAGUUGUAAACAGCUGUAAUUUGUGUUUCUGUUAUACUUUAAGUGUAAUACAUUCUAUUAUGUGACCAAAACAUGCCCCAUAUCUACUGUACAAUUAUUAGUGUUCUUUUAUAUUAUUUCUACUAUUUCCACACCGUAUAUUUGGGUUAUCAGAGUCUCAGAUUCAAAAUCCUGUUGGUAGACCAAAGCAAUGCAUUUUAUAAAUCUUACAAAUAAACUCAGUCAAACAUACUUUUCUUGUAG